Messenger RNA from Protopolystoma xenopodis, 1320 nucleotides. The record is from the annotation of a GenBank genome assembly. Lineage: Eukaryota; Metazoa; Platyhelminthes; Monogenea; Polystomatidea; Polystomatidae.
CGUCUCAGUCCUUCACUUGCACGUCUUCUCGACUCUUCUUCCACCGCCUCUUCCAGUACACUGCCUGACGAAGAGGGAGCCCGAACCGAGCCAAACGGCCGGGCUUCGAAUACGACAGCAACAACGCCGGCCGCUGCUGCCGCGGUUGCUGCCGUUGUUACAGCGACCGGCGGUUUUACUCAACCCGAUGUGCCGAACAUGGUGGAGGGAGUGUAUGAGCAGGCGAUUAAACUAAAAGCCAGCCUGCACACAACCCAUGUCGCCGGAAGGACGGAUGCCUUUGUGGAAGAAGUGCUUCAAUUGGCUCGCUCAAGCUCCACUCGUAAUUCUCUUGUGCGUCGACUUGCUACUUGCAACUCCAGUAGCAACGGUGGUCUAUCCAUUCACAUUUCUUCCAGUUCGUCCGGAGCUAUAGCCACUCAGUUUGGCAGAGGCGGAGCAGCUUCAACCAUCGCAGGCAGUGGUACCGGUGGUGGGAAGGGCGGAAAACGUCACCAUGGCAGCCAUAGUCCUGGUAUGUUGGGAAAAGCGAAUGCUCGCACUGCUUCACACCUCGCACCUCCUGCGCCCGCCCCUGACCUUUCCGGAUUCCUGCAGACAGCCACAGAACUGCUGGGCAGUCAGCAACAUGCUGGGGAUGGGGCGCCGAUGACAGUAGCACCGACAGCUCUCGAUCUUUCCUUCAUAAACGCAGUUUCAGGCGGAGUCCCGCCCACUCAGCUGGCGCCACAUGCUUCAGAGAUGACCGAGUGUGCCUUCUUCAAUCUGGCCUCAUCUAACACAGCCGCUUCCUCCUCAUCCUCUUCCUCCUCCUCCUCUUGCUCGUCUUCGUCAAGCUCUUCCUCUUCCUCCUCCUCCUCUUCGUCCUCCUGCUCCUCGUCGACCUCUUCUCUGGCUUCCGCCAACUCCUUGGCUUCCGCAAAUGCGGCUUUCUUUAAUGAACCUGGCAUGGUAGGCGCCGGGGCCAAUUCUCUGGACAUCGUCUCAGGAUUCCAGGCACCAUAUCUGGGACAUCAUCAGACCCUUGGACAUCAGCAGGCAUAUCUUCAACCCGCUUCAGGGUUUGUGGAGUCACCAACCGGCUUCUUCUGUAUGCCGGGGUCAGUCGGGGGUGAGCAGCUCGGCUCUGGCGAGUCAGGCUCGAGCCUGAUGACGCAGCGAAGAGAUCCAAGCAUGUUCAGCUCGACAUGCUUCACUCUGCCCACGCAACAGCUUUCUACCUCGGGUAGGCCAAACGUCAAAACUAAACCGGAGCCUCAUGCACGGGUUGCAUUUGAAAUAGUUCUUCUUCCAUUCCCUGAACAUUUCUCUUUCGCCUAA